AUGGCUUACCUUUGCACUUUCUUGAUCACGAUUGCUGUGUUGUUGGUUCCAUGGCAGCAUGUCCUGGCCAACCCAUUUCAUGAGCAACCGACCCCGAGAGACGACUCGCAGAAUUACCACCAAGACCAACUGGGAGCCGUUGCAAGUGAAAGCGACAUAUGCAGCCAGAUUGGGAUAGAUCUGCUCAACGAAGGAGGCAACGCGGCGGACGCACUCGUUGGAACAGUCUUUUGCAUCGGAGUGGUUGGCAUGUACCACAGCGGAGUGGGAGGAGGUGGUUUCAUGCUGGUUCGCGGCUCCAAUGGCUCCUAUGAAUUCAUUGAUUUUCGUGAAACUGCGCCAGCAGCAGCAUUUGAGGACAUGUACAGAAACAACACCAGGGCCAGCCUUCUUGGUGGACUGGCAAGUGGUGUUCCAGGAGAAGUUCGGGGGCUGGCACACUUGCAUGAAAAUCAUGGAAACCUUGCGUGGAAGACAGUAAUGCAGCCAGCUAUCGAUACUGCAAGAAAUGGUUGGGCUGUCACGGCUGAUCUUGUGAACUAUAUGAACGCAGCAACGGCAGGGCAAGCAGAUUUCUUGUCUCAGGAUCCAACCUGGGCACUUGACUUCGCACCAAAUGGAACGCGUGUCGGCUUAGGAGAUACAAUCACCCGCAAAAGAUAUGCUGACACCCUGGAGACGAUUGCCAACGAAGGUCCUGAAGCAUUCUACACCGGCUACAUAGCUGAGACCAUGGUCAAUGCGCUUCAACGUGCAAACGGAACCAUGACAUUGGGAGAUUUGCAGAACUACACGGUAGCAAUACGGCAACCAGCGCAGAUCGAUUACAGAGGGUAUAAAUUAACCAGCUGCAGCGCUCCUAGCUCCGGCGUGGUUGUUCUGAGCCCACUGAACACCGUGAACGGCUACUCGGAUUUCUUCUAUCCUGAGAACAUCAACCUCAGUACUCACAGGCUGGACGAAGCCAUUCGAUUUGCUUUCGGACAGCGAGCAGAGCUUGGAGACCCGCUCUUCGUACCUGGACUCGAUCGUUUUCAGGAAAGCAUGCUAUCUGAAAAUACUUCCGCAGAGAUCAGAAGCAAGAUCUCGGACUAUCAAACGCUCAACGUUUCUGCAUACAAUCCGGCUGGGCUCGAGUCGCUAGAAACUCCAGGCACGUCGCAUGUCGUAGCUGCUGACCGGUCUGGAAUGGCAAUUUCCUUGACCACAACGAUAAAUCUGCUUUUUGGUUCGCAACUUAUGGUCCCAGAGACUGGUAUUAUCAUGAACAACGAGAUGAAUGACUUCUCUAUUCCUGGUGAAAGCAAUGCUUUUGGCUACAUUCCCUCACCAGCAAACUAUGUCAGACCAGGUAAACGGAUGUUGUCCUCCAUGUCUCCAACCAUUGCCGAAUUUCCCAAUGGCACUCUUUACUACCUGAUCGGCGCGGCGGGAGGGUCUCGCAUCAUUACCUCGAACAUCCAAAAUCUGAUCCAUGUGCUGGAUCAGAACAUGACAGUCCCCCAGGCACUGGCGGAACCACGGUUACACGACCAGCUCCAGCCUAAUCAGGUCAUCUUCGAGUACGCAUACAACAAUGAAACUGUCGCCUUUAUGAGGUCCAGGGGACACAAUGUUACUUGGAUUGCCCCUCCUGGCCUGGCCACAGCUCAAGGUCUUCGAAGGCUAGGUAAUGGUACAUUUGAGGCAGCGGGAGAACCACGACUAAGGAAUAGUGGCGGAUUUGCGAUUUAG
Messenger RNA from Endocarpon pusillum Z07020, 1734 nucleotides. RefSeq lists its product as uncharacterized. Gene Ontology annotation, molecular function: glutathione gamma-glutamate hydrolase. Gene Ontology annotation, biological process: glutathione catabolic process. The coding region runs from base 1 to 1734 and encodes 577 amino acids. The record is from RefSeq and is a predicted model, not a curated record. NCBI's taxonomy places the organism in Eukaryota, Fungi, Ascomycota, Eurotiomycetes, Verrucariales, Verrucariaceae. Gene Ontology annotation, cellular component: plasma membrane. The transcript is spliced from 3 exons.